Messenger RNA from Amoebophrya sp. A25, 2996 nucleotides. NCBI's taxonomy places the organism in Eukaryota, Dinophyceae, Syndiniales, Amoebophryaceae. The record is from the annotation of a GenBank genome assembly.
AUACAGAAGAGCUUUCUCCAUCGCCGUAAGGCUUGUGACUGCGACACAACUGGGUCCUUCGAGUCGGCCGUCCGCAGCUCUGUCUCAGUUGCAAAGGGCUAGUUCUACUACAAACUCGGUCGAAGACGAAACUGCAGUUGAUGAUGAUGUGAAGGAUUUAAGCCAAGAUAAUUUGCCUCCGGAUCAUGAUCAUGAUCCGUACCACAGUUGCGAGUCUGCAUCUUCGUCUUCGUCCUCCUCAGCCGCAGACCGCGGCGCAGUAAAAAGCCCUUCAUCGUCGUCAUCAAGAGCCUUACAACAUACUAAACCUGGUUGUACGCGGAGGACAUCUUCUACAUCAACAGAAGUCACAUCACAAGAUGCUGAACCACGAAGAGUGUCCACCUAUUAAGGCAACGCAGGGUGCAUACUCAAUGUCGUCCUUGGUUCCUUUUUCAACUGGGAAAGAGGUCAAGAAUUUCCUCAAUGUCGUCCUUGGUUCCUUUUUCAACUGGGAAAAGAGGUCAAGAAUUUCCUCCAUGUCGGUCUUGGUUCCUUUUUCAACUAGGAAAAGAGGUCAAGAAUGCUAAGAUGCAACGGCGAUCAUACUAGCUCUAAUGAUCCUAUCUGGAACAUGUGAAAGAUGAGGAGCGGCGAAUCCAGAAAUUGCGUAAUUUGUGCUGGAAGUCACUCUUGCUCGAACGAGUCACCUUUAAAGACUGCGAGUAUUGGGACUUAGUUUCAGAACACCUAGAUAGUAGAGAAGACACAUCGAAACGAGUACGAGAUAGUAGAAAAGACACUUCGAAACGAGAUAGUAGAGAAGACUCAAUUCCGGGACGAGAUAGUGGUGGAGACACUUCGAAAAGAACUUCUCAGCAACGUCGGCGAUCGCCCACCAGAGCCGGAAAAGAGGAAAGACCUACAGACGUCGACACAGAGGAUGUAACAAGGACUCCAACAAAAGACAGCAACACUAGGUCAUCUACGAGAACUACAAGUGAUAGGAAAACUGCAAUUAAGGCUAGUUUUUCGCUAUUCCAUGUCAAGUUACUAUACUGAGCAGUGGGUUCUCCUUAGAGUUAGAAUUAGCAUAUAGUCCUCCUAUGGAAAAAAAAAAUCAAGCGGAAACAAGGUGGGGUACACGUGAACUCUACUCAGUCAACCACGCAUAGUGAAAUGAAGCUAGCGCUAAUGCAAGUACUUCCGAUAACAAGAUAGAGCGUGACAGGUCGUCAGAGCGGGACCGCAACAUCACGUCGCUGAUUAAGCGUGACGUGAAUCGAACGCUACCUUCGGAGCCUUUGUUUCAAACGCAUGAAGGUCAGCAAAGACUUUUUCGAGUUCUCAAGGCUGUUUCCAGACGCUUGUGGGAAGUGGGGUAUUGCCAAGGCCUCAAUUUCGUCGUGGCGACGCUCCUGCUGCAAUUUGAGUAAGAUGGCUGGUUGUGCUACUUCUUCACUACGAAUACGUACAACCUUGAAACAAGUAAAACGAGCUUGAAAAUAAUAGACAACCACGUGGACUCUGGUGAGCGGAUAACCGGGGGUUCCUUAUCUACUUCGUUUAGUUCUCCCUCUUUCGUAAAUAUUAAGUUGUAGUCCUCACAUCUAGAGUACUUCUACUUUUACUCUGCAAUGGCCUCUUUAAUGAUUCGGAGACGAGCUGCUUGCUUUUCAGGCGAGCAUCGCAAUGCUGUGGCGUUUCCAGUUGAUCGAUUUUUAUUCCAAUGAGUUUCGCAAGAUCCGACCAACCGUCUGGAAAUUCGACCAAUUGGUCAAAGCUUUGCUGCCGAAGUUAUGUUGCUGACUUGAGUUUUACCAGGAAACGUGCGCGACGACGCAUGUCGAGGUCUUGGAGCGCUCGUCUUGUACUAUCACAAUGUGGUUGACUAAAUAAAACUAAAACAACCGGUUCGUUUUUAGCUCUAGCGUGUAACCCUUUCAACAAUACAAUGUAGUUGACUAUGCUGUGGGACGUGUGUGCAAGAUGUUACUUCCUCCAGUUGUCCCAAAUGAUAGUGCACUAUUUAACAUGCGGUCUUCCAACCCCAAGCCCAACGCCCUAGAUGAUACCUCUAACCCCUGUCGCGGCAACAUUCGAGAAACACGGCGUCUCCGCUGUGUACUACGCCUUGUCAUGGUUUAUGACUUUGUUUUCGGCAGAUUUGCCGCAGAAAAUCGUGAGACGCGUGUGGGACCUCUAUUUCGCUCACGGUGAACGCAUUAUCCAUCAAGUAGCGCUGGCGUUGUUGUAUAGGGUUCAACGAGAUAUUGUUGCGUUGGCGGGAAAUUUUGAUUAUGCAUUUUUGAGUUUACUGCAGUGUGUUGAGUACUCACAACUUCCUUGUACUUGAGGAGAAGAUUUAGAAGAACACACAGCGUAGACUGAUUUGAGUAGUGCUAGAUGUUUCAUCUUGUUGGCUUUUUUACUGCCUCCUGUUAUAAAUCAACGGAAAUAAGGGAAGUAGGCGACGUCCCAUUUUCGUCUAAUUCAAGCACCUUCUGAAAUUCCUGAAGACGUUUUUGAAACAGGGUUAUGGCAGUCUUACGAGCAGUAGCAGUUCGGCGAGCCUCAGUUCAUCUUCAACGAGUGGCGGUUCGACGUCAGCAGGUGACCUACAACGUUCCCAGUCCAGACAAGAUGAAAAACCUGGAGCUUUCUCGAGGGCCUCGUCAUCGGCUUCCUUAGCAGGUCCGAAUGAAGAGCACCAAAGUACAUCAAGCCAACAGGAGCACAUCAAGCCCCAGAACCAAGAAGAGCUUCGUCAAUUAGGAGAACGAGAACGACAAGAGGACCUAGGACAACGGCAAGGUGCUCCUCCCGCAACAACUUCGACAAGAAGCGGAGGUGGGGGUAGCUCUUCUAGUUCAAAAUUGCUAGGAACCUCCGAAAACUCUGAGCUUCCUGCCUGGAUGAGUCCCCAAGAAUUGUUGAAGAAUUGGGAUGUUGAGGCGCUCUUGCACACGGCUCUCUCUCAUUUCCCCGUCUCCCAUGGUCUGCUGGCAGCUCUCGAC